AUGGUCUCUAUUGCAAACGAAGUCACUCAAACAGAAAAUAAUAUCUACGAACAACAUCAAGAUGAAUCGAAUAAUUCUUGGGCAGGUGCCAUUCCAAAGAAGCAAGGUUUAUAUGACCCAGAAUACGAAAAAGAUGCAUGUGGAGUCGGCUUCAUCGUUCACAUCAAGGGUGCUCCCUCUCAUAAAAUUCUCAGCGAUGCACGAGGCAUCCUUUGCAACAUGACUCACAGAGGUGCUGUCGGUGCUGAUGCAAGAGACGGUGAUGGGGCUGGUGUAAUGACUAGCAUCCCGCACACACUUUUUUCAAUCGAAUGUCCUAGGCUCGGCAUUCAAUUGCCUUCUCAUGGUCAAUACGCCGUCGGUAAUAUCUUCUUCAAACCAGAAGCUUCUGUUAUGGAAGAGAGCAAGCAAACCUUCGAACGGACCGCCAAUCAAUUGGGUUUGAAGGUUCUCGGAUGGCGUGAAGUACCUAUAGACAACUCCAUACUCGGCCCAGCAGCGAAAUCCCUCGAACCUGUUAUUCUUCAGCCAUUCGUUACACUCAAGGAUUACGCUUCAGAGUCGAUUGAUUUUGAUGAAAAAUACUUUGAGAGACAGCUGUACGUACUUCGCAAGCAAUCUACCCAUAAAAUCACUGUCAAUAAGUGGUUCUAUAUCUGUUCGUUAUCGAGCAAAAACAUCGUAUACAAGGGCCAGCUUGCACCCGUGCAAGUUUAUAAUUAUUUCCACGACCUGAACAAUGUACACUAUAAAACACACUUUGCAUUGGUUCACUCGCGAUUCUCGACCAACACCUUCCCGUCGUGGGACCGUGCCCAGCCAAUGAGAUGGUGCGCGCAUAAUGGAGAGAUUAAUACUCUACGUGGAAACAAGAACUGGAUGAGAGCGCGUGAAGGAAUUAUGAAAUCAGAUUUGUUUGGGUCAGAAUUGGACUUACUUUAUCCAAUUAUAGAAGAAGGCGGUUCAGAUUCGGCCGCGUUCGAUAAUGUACUUGAACUGCUUGUUAUAAACGGUGUAUUAUCGCUUCCUGAAGCUGUAAUGAUGAUGAUUCCGGAGGCAUGGCAAAAUCACGAGCACAUGGAGCCUGAAAAAAAGGCAUUCUAUCAAUGGGCUGCCUGUCUUAUGGAACCAUGGGAUGGACCCGCUUUGUUCACGUUCUCCGAUGGUCGAUACUGCGGUGCUAGCUUGGAUAGGAACGGUCUUCGUCCGUGUCGUUUCUAUAUUACUGAUGACGAUCGGAUGAUCUGUGCUUCGGAGGUCGGAACGUUGUUUAUCGAGCCAGAUCAUAUAGUCCAGAAAGGUCGAUUACAACCAGGAAAGAUGUUAUUGGUUGAUACUGCAGAAGGGCGCGUAGUUGACGACCGUGAGCUGAAACUGUCUGUUGCUGCCAAGCGAAAUUUCGGCGGAUGGGUUGAGAAACAAAUGAUCAGAUUACAGGAUGUGAUUCACAGAAUAAAGAUCACUGGUAAUGGAAUAGAAGUCAAGCUAGAUUCGUUCACUAUUGCUGAGGAUCCCAGAUUAUCUGCAUUUGGUUACACUAUCGAGCAGUUGAAUCUGUUAAUGUUACCUAUGGUGAGCAGUGGCAAAGAAGCUCUUGGUUCCAUGGGUAACGACGCUCCACUCGCAUGUUUAGCUAGCCAACCUCGUCUAAUCUACGACUAUUUCCGUCAACUUUUCGCCCAAGUCACGAACCCUCCUAUCGAUCCUAUUCGCGAAGAGAUUGUCAUGUCUCUCGAGUGUUAUGUUGGCCCCGAAGGCAAUCUUCUCGAAAUAGACGAAUUACAAACAUGCCGACUGGCCCUACCCUCUCCAGUGCUUACAAUUGAAGAACUCAAUGCUAUAAAACGCAUGGACCGUGUAUUUCCUGGUUGGGGGGUUGUCACUAUAGAUAUCACUUUUCCCAGAGAAGAAGGUCCGGCCGGAUACUUACUUGCCCUUGAGCGCGUCUGUGCUGAAGUAUCACAUGCCAUUCAAGAUGGCUUCAAGGUUGUUGUGCUUUCUGAUGCAGCAACAGACGUCAACCGUGUUCCAAUCUCUUCGCUCAUUGCCGUUGGUGGAGUGCACCAUCAUCUAGUACGUACUAAGCAACGAACAAAAAUUGCGCUAGUAGUUGAAACCGGUGAAGCUCGUGAAGUACAUCAUAUUUGCGUCUUGUUAGGUUAUGGUGCGGAUGCUAUUUGUCCAUAUUUGGUUUUGGAGGCCGUUAUGAAGCUCGAGCGAGAAAAUGCUAUUAAGGGUGACUUGCCUGUUGAAAAAAUCAUCUCAAAUUAUAAGAAGGCCGUCAAUAACGGUAUACGUAAAGUCAUGUCCAAGAUGGGCAUAUCAACAUUACAGAGUUACAAAGGUGCUCAGAUUUUUGAGGCGUUGGGUAUCGAUGAAAGCGUCAUUGCUCGAUGUUUCGCGGGUACUGCUAGUAGAAUAAAGGGUGUGACAUUCGAUGUUCUAGCACUUGACGCCAUAGCAGUCCAUGAGCAAGGUUAUCCAUCUCGCGACACUGUAAUUCCUCCAGGUCUUCCUGAAUCUGGAGAAUAUCAUUGGCGUGAUGGUGGCGAGCAUCACAUUAACGACCCAGAAGCCAUCGCCAACAUCCAAGAUGCUGUGCGUAUGAAGAAUCAAACUGCAUACGACAAUUAUUCCCGCAACCAGCACGAACAGAUCAAGAAUUGUACACUUCGUGGUCUAUUGGAUUUCGAUUACGAAAAUUCAAAACCCAUACCUCUCGAACAGGUCGAACAAUGGACCGAACUAGUCAAGAGAUUUUGUACCGGGGCUAUGUCGUAUGGGUCUCUCUCUAUGGAAGCACACUCAACGCUAGCAAUUGCGAUGAAUCGGAUUGGUGGCAAAUCGAAUACAGGAGAAGGUGGAGAAGACCCGGAACGUUCGAUACCAAGACCCAACGGCGACUCGCUACGAUCAUCUAUCAAACAAGUAGCGUCUGGUCGGUUUGGUGUAACUUCAUACUAUCUCUCAGAUUCGGAUGAAUUACAGAUUAAAAUGGCACAAGGUGCUAAACCCGGUGAAGGUGGCGAACUUGUCGGCGGCAAAAUUAGCAAAGAAAUUGCAUCCACCCGCAAGACUGUUCCAGGAGUUGGGUUGAUAUCUCCACCUCCACAUCACGACAUUUACUCCAUCGAAGACUUGAAACAGCUUAUUUACGAUCUGAAAUGUUCCAAUCCACGUGCUCGUGUUUCUGUAAAAUUAGUAUCGGAAGUGGGCGUUGGUAUCGUUGCUUCAGGUGUUGCGAAAGCCAAAGCUGACCAUAUUUUGAUUUCUGGUCACGAUGGUGGCACGGGUGCUUCUCGUUGGACUAGUAUUAAGUACGCUGGCCUUCCAUGGGAACUUGGUUUAGCUGAAACGCAUCAGACUUUGGUAUUAAACGAUCUUCGUGGACGUGUAGUAGUCCAAACGGAUGGUCAGAUUAGAACAGGUCGUGAUGUCGCCAUAGCUUGUUUGUUAGGUGCUGAAGAAUGGGGCUUUGCUACUGCACCGUUAAUUGCUAUGGGUUGUAUUAUGAUGAGAAAGUGUCACUUGAACACAUGCCCAGUUGGCAUCGCCACCCAAGAUCCUGAACUCCGUAAGAAAUUUGAAGGGCAACCCGAACAUGUCAUUAACUUCUUUUAUUAUAUUGCCGAGGAAUGCCGACAGAUAAUGGCCAAACUAGGAUUCCGGACUAUAGACGAAAUGGUUGGUCGCACUGACAAACUAAAAGUCAACGAAUCAUUCCGUACCCCCAAGACACAUAAUAUAGACCUUUCGCCUAUCCUAACUCCCGCGUUUACUUUACGACCUGACGUCGCCACACAUAACGUUCGCAAACAAGAUCAUAGACUCUAUAUUCGCCUUGACAACAAACUUAUCGAUGAAGCAGAAGCAGCAAUAACAAAGAAAGAACCCGUCGUUAUUGAUUGCUCAAUUAUCAAUACUGAUCGUGCAUUCGGUACAACACUUUCUAAUCAUGUGUCCAGACAGUUUGGCGAGAAGGGCUUACCUGAUGAUACAAUACAUAUAAACGUUAAAGGCUCUGCUGGCCAGUCUUUUGGUGCCUUCCUUGCUCCGGGUAUAACACUCGAAUUAGAGGGAGAUGCAAAUGACUAUGUCGGAAAAGGACUUUCUGGUGGUCGCAUUAUAGUAUAUCCACCGAAAGUGUCUAUCUUCAAGUCAGAAAACAACAUCAUUGUAGGAAACGUGUGCUUAUAUGGUGCAACUGCCGGUCAAGCGUUCUUCCGUGGUAUUGCAUCCGAACGUUUCUGCGUCCGUAAUUCCGGUGCUACUGCCGUUGUAGAGGGUGUUGGUGAUCAUGGAUGUGAAUAUAUGACUGGCGGUCGUGUUGUUGUCUUGGGAUCCACAGGCCGUAAUUUUGCUGCUGGUAUGAGUGGUGGAUUCGCAUAUGUGCUGGAUACAGCGGGUGAUUUCAAAUCCAAGUGCAACACCGAAAUGGUCGAGUUGGGCACCGUUAAUGACUCUGAAGAAACCGCUUUCCUUCGGCGAUUGAUCGAAGACCAUCGCCAUUAUACCGGAUCAGAAGUAGCGGAUCGAGUACUUAAGAACUUUAAUCAAUAUCUUCUACGAUUCGUUAAAGUCAUACCUAUCGAAUAUAAACUUGCACUAGAGAAACAAAGACGCUUAGAUGAAGAAGAAAAGAAAAAGGUGGAAAAAAUAAUAACACCAGAGGCCCAAGUAUCCGCCAAGAACGAACCAAGCAUAGCUGAUAUUGAAGAUACUCAAGUAGACGAGGCGAUGGCAAAGAAAAGAUUGGAGACAAUAGACAAAGUGCGUGGUUUUAUGAAAUACAAGAGAAAGGUCGACAAUUAUCGUAAUCCUCGCAAGAGAGCUAAGGACUGGAAGGAAAUCAACGCUCGGCUUAAUGAAGCGGAUCUCAAAGUUCAAGCAGCAAGAUGUAUGGAUUGUGGCGUACCGUUCUGUCAGUCCGACACGGGAUGUCCAAUCGGUAAUAUUAUUCCAAAGUGGAACGACCUUGUAUUCAGAGAUCAAUGGGAAGAUGCACUCAAUCGAUUGAUGAUGACUAAUAAUUUCCCUGAAUUUACUGGACGUGUAUGUCCUGCUCCAUGCGAGGGUGCCUGUGUUCUCGGUAUCAACGAAGCACCAGUCAGUAUCAAGUCUAUCGAGUGUGCUAUUGUUGACAGGGGAUUCGAGAUGGGUUGGAUCAUACCCACACCCCCUUCUAUGCGUACUGGUAGGAAAGUUGCUAUUAUUGGAUCUGGUCCUGCUGGACUCGCUGCGGCUGAUCAGUUGAAUAAGGCUGGACACGAAGUCACCGUUUAUGACCGUAAUGAUCGGUUUGGUGGGUUACUUAUGUACGGUAUUCCGAACAUGAAACUCGAUAAAAAAAUAGUUCAACGACGUAUUGACCUUCUUGCCGCCGAAGGAAUCAAGUUUGUUGCUAAUGCUCAUGUUGGGGUCAACGUCGAUGCUAAUAAGAUCCGUCGCGAGAAUGAUGCACUCAUUGUUGCAACUGGUGCGACGUGGCCACGUGACUUACCUAUACCCAACCGCAAUCUCGAUGGUAUUCACUUUGCUAUGGAAUUCUUGCAGUUGAAUCAGCAAUCUCUGCUUGACUCGAAUCUGGAAAAUGGGAAAUACAUUGAGGCCAGAGGCAAGAAUGUGAUUGUCAUCGGUGGUGGUGAUACCGGCAAUGACUGUAUUGGUACAAGUGUCCGUUUGGGUGCUAAAUCGAUUCUGAACUUUGAGCUACUUCCACAACCCCCUGCAAAUCGCGCUCCCGACAAUCCGUGGCCGACGUUCCCGCGCACGUUCAAAGUCGAUUACGGACAUGCAGAAGUACAAAUGCAAUAUGGCCGUGAUCCUCGUGAAUACGCUAUUCUUACCAAAGAAUUUAUAUCUGAUGGCAAGGGACAUGUAUCCGGUGUUAAUACCAUACGCGUUGAAUGGACAAAAGAACCCUCGGGACGAUGGCGAAUGAAAGAACUUCCCGGUACGGAGAAGUUUUUCGAGGCUGACCUCGUCUUGUUGGCUCUUGGAUUCUUAGGGCCAGAGGAGAAAUUGAUUAACAGUCUUGGACUUAUGACGGAUGCACGAACGAACAUUCAGACAGGCAAGGGCAAGUACUCAACAGUAGUACCUGGAGUGUUUGCGGCUGGUGAUUGUCGACGUGGGCAGAGUUUGAUUGUAUGGGGCAUUAAUGAGGGUAGACAGUGUGCUCGCGAAGUUGAUCAAUAUUUAAUGGGUGAUACUAAUUUGCCAGUUACUGGUGGCAUCAAACAACGCUCUCUAGAGUCGUUGUCUCAAAAAAUGCGUGUUGGUCUCGUUGUAUCAAAUUAA
Messenger RNA from Paraglomus brasilianum, 6300 nucleotides. The record is from the annotation of a GenBank genome assembly. Lineage: Eukaryota; Fungi; Glomeromycota; Glomeromycetes; Paraglomerales; Paraglomeraceae.